Messenger RNA from Coffea arabica (coffee), 465 nucleotides. NCBI's taxonomy places the organism in Eukaryota, Viridiplantae, Streptophyta, Magnoliopsida, Gentianales, Rubiaceae. The record is from RefSeq and is a predicted model, not a curated record.
AUGAUGCGAUCCGAUAGAAAGGAUUGGAGUAUGAAACUAGAAGAUGCAUUAUGGGCAUAUAGAACGGCGUACAAGACACCUAUUGGCAUAUCCCCUUAUCGGUUGGUAUUUGAGAAACCAUAUCGUCUUCCAGUCGAGUUUGAGUAUAGAGCAUUUUGGACAGUCAAACAAUGCAAUAUGGACAUUGAGGAGGGUGAAACUCAAAGGAAGUUGCAGCUACAAGAGUUGGAGGAAAUUCGAAAUGAAGCAUACAAAAAUGCUGUGAUUUAUAAGGAGAAAAAUAAGAUGUUUUAUGACCAACAAAUUUUAGGAUUACAUUCGUCUGAGGGCAAAAAGUUCUACUUGGAGAUCCAAAGUUUGAAAACGGAGAAAAAUUUUGUGCUGAAUGGUCACCGUCUCAAGCCAUAUUAUGAAAGGUUUCCAAUUGAACGAGUGGAGAUGAUGCAACUAAAAGACCCAACUUGA